Messenger RNA from Ctenocephalides felis (cat flea), 4142 nucleotides. RefSeq names its product sodium/potassium-transporting ATPase subunit alpha. NCBI's taxonomy places the organism in Eukaryota, Metazoa, Arthropoda, Insecta, Siphonaptera, Pulicidae. Gene Ontology annotation, molecular function: ATP binding; P-type sodium:potassium-exchanging transporter activity; ATP hydrolysis activity. The transcript is spliced from 13 exons. Gene Ontology annotation, biological process: potassium ion import across plasma membrane; intracellular sodium ion homeostasis; intracellular potassium ion homeostasis. Gene Ontology annotation, cellular component: membrane. The coding region runs from base 336 to 3371 and encodes 1011 amino acids. The record is from RefSeq and is a predicted model, not a curated record.
GAAUGCACCGAGUCAGUUCUCGAGUUCAGUCCGACAUUUGCUCCCAGUGAGGUUGACGUGUGUUACGUGCUUGUAGGCUGUGUGGACUAUUUCGACAUUUCAGCAUUAAAUUUUCAAGUGCAACGAAUUAAUAUUAUAAUGCAACUAUUUUAAGUGCACUCGUGACAGUUCAAUAUCAUCAUACCUACAGAUGCAGGAGGACAAAUGUGUGGAACAUUUAUUAUAAGACAAGUUUAAUUUUGAUUAUUCAAAUUUGCACGUGUAUUUAAUCAAAAUCCUUGACGUGUGAGUUGGGGUUCCAUUGAAGUUAGUUUGUGAGUCAGCUAUCCAGAAACAUGGAUGAUAAGUCGCGACGUAAAACGCCAACGAAAAAGCAAAGGAAGGAAGGAGAGCUUGAUGACUUGAAACAAGAAUUAGAUAUCGAUUUUCACAAAGUAUCACCCGAAGAAUUAUAUCAACGAUUUAAUACUCACCCCGAAAAUGGUCUUAGUCACGCCAAGGCGAAAGAAAACUUAGAAAGAGAUGGACCGAAUGCUUUGACCCCGCCGAAACAAACACCAGAAUGGGUCAAAUUUUGCAAGAACUUGUUUGGAGGAUUCGCCUUGUUGUUGUGGAUCGGUGCCAUUUUAUGUUUUGUCGCAUACUCCAUCCAAGCUAGUACUGUGGAAGAACCAGCAGAUGAUAAUUUGUAUCUUGGUAUUGUAUUGGCGGCUGUAGUUAUAGUUACUGGUAUAUUUUCGUAUUACCAAGAAUCCAAGAGUUCCAAAAUUAUGGAAAGUUUCAAAAACAUGGUUCCACAGUUUGCAACAGUAUUACGUGAAGGUGAAAAGUUAACCUUACGAGCGGAAGAUUUAGUACUCGGAGAUGUCGUAGAAGUGAAAUUCGGCGACAGGAUACCUGCAGAUAUCCGUAUUAUUGAAAGCCGAGGAUUCAAGGUAGACAACUCUUCCUUGACUGGUGAAUCAGAACCUCAAUCUCGAGGUCCCGAGUUUACAAAUGAAAAUCCUUUAGAAACGAAGAACUUGGCGUUCUUCUCUACUAACGCCGUCGAAGGUACUGCCAAAGGUGUCGUUAUCAGCUGUGGAGACAACACUGUCAUGGGUCGUAUUGCCGGCUUGGCUUCAGGCUUGGACACUGGGGAGACUCCAAUCGCUAAAGAAAUUCAUCACUUCAUUCAUCUCAUCACUGGAGUCGCUGUAUUUUUAGGUGUAACAUUCUUUGUUAUUGCAAUUAUUUUGAACUACCAUUGGUUAGACGCUGUCAUCUUCUUGAUUGGUAUCAUCGUCGCUAAUGUCCCUGAAGGUUUAUUGGCUACUGUAACCGUAUGUCUAACCCUUACUGCUAAGCGUAUGGCAUCCAAGAAUUGUCUUGUCAAGAAUCUUGAAGCUGUAGAAACUCUUGGUUCUACCUCAACUAUCUGCUCAGACAAAACUGGCACACUGACCCAGAACAGAAUGACUGUAGCCCACAUGUGGUUUGACAACCAGAUUAUUGAAGCCGACACCACUGAAGAUCAAUCUGGAGUCGUAUAUGACAGAACCAGCCCUGGUUUCAAAGCUUUGGCGCGCAUUGCAACUUUGUGCAACAGAGCAGAAUUCAAAGGAGGUCAGGAAGGUGUACCCAUCUUGAAAAAAGAAGUCAGUGGUGAUGCAUCUGAAGCUGCUCUUCUCAAAUGUAUGGAACUGGCUUUAGGAGAUGUUAUGUCUAUUCGAAAACGAAAUAAGAAAGUCUGUGAAAUUCCAUUUAACUCCACAAACAAAUACCAGGUUUCCAUUCACGAAACUGAAGAUGCGUCAGACCCCCGUCAUGUAAUGGUUAUGAAAGGAGCUCCUGAAAGAAUCUUAGAAAAAUGUUCCACCAUCUUCAUUGGAGGAAAGGAAAAACUACUGGACGAAGAGAUGAAAGAAGCUUUCAAUAAUGCAUAUCUGGAAUUGGGCGGUCUUGGAGAGCGUGUAUUGGGCUUUUGUGAUCUCAUGUUGCCUACAGACAAAUUCCCCUUAGGUUUCAAAUUCGACAGCGAUGAUCCCAACUUCCCAAUUGAAAACCUUAGAUUUGUUGGACUCAUGUCUAUGAUUGAUCCUCCUAGAGCUGCCGUACCUGACGCUGUUGCCAAGUGCCGAUCUGCUGGUAUCAAGGUUAUCAUGGUUACAGGAGAUCAUCCAAUCACUGCAAAAGCCAUUGCUAAAUCAGUGGGUAUCAUCUCAGAGGGUAAUGAAACUGUAGAAGAUAUCGCGCAAAGAUUGAAUAUUCCUGUAUCAGAGGUAAAUCCACGAGAAGCCAAGGCAGCUGUUGUACAUGGAACUGAGCUUAGGGAACUCAACUCUGAUCAGCUCGAUGAAAUUCUUAGGUAUCACACUGAAAUUGUAUUUGCUCGGACAUCUCCUCAACAAAAGCUGAUUAUUGUUGAAGGAUGCCAACGUAUGGGUGCUAUUGUCGCCGUAACUGGUGAUGGUGUGAAUGACUCACCUGCUUUGAAAAAGGCUGAUAUUGGUGUUGCCAUGGGUAUUGCCGGAUCUGAUGUAUCAAAACAGGCUGCUGACAUGAUUUUAUUAGAUGACAACUUUGCAUCUAUUGUCACUGGUGUGGAAGAGGGUCGUUUGAUAUUCGACAAUCUGAAGAAAUCUAUUGCUUACACAUUGACUUCAAAUAUCCCAGAAAUUUCACCAUUCUUGGCAUUCAUCUUAUGUGAUAUCCCGCUACCUUUGGGAACUGUAACAAUCUUGUGCAUUGACUUGGGAACUGACAUGGUGCCUGCCAUCUCAUUGGCCUACGAACAUGCUGAAGCUGAUAUCAUGAAGAGGCCGCCUAGAGAUCCAGUCAAUGACAAACUUGUAAAUUCCAGACUUAUCUCUAUGGCUUAUGGGCAAAUCGGAAUGAUUCAAGCAGCUGCUGGAUUCUUUGUAUACUUUGUAAUCAUGGCUGAAAAUGGAUUCUUACCCAUGAAAUUGUUUGGAAUUAGAAAACAAUGGGACUCGAAAGCUGUCAAUGAUCUAACAGAUUCUUAUGGACAAGAAUGGACAUACAGAGAUCGCAAGACUCUUGAAUAUACCUGCCACACUGCCUUCUUCGUCUCUAUUGUCGUUGUACAAUGGGCUGAUUUGAUUGUCUGCAAAACGCGCCGUAAUUCCUUGUUACACCAGGGAAUGAGAAAUUGGGCUCUCAACUUUGGUCUAGUUUUUGAAACUGCCUUAGCAGCAUUCCUGUCAUACACACCAGGAAUGGACAAGGGACUGAGGAUGUUCCCACUGAAGUUUGUUUGGUGGCUGCCUGCUCUGCCAUUCAUGAUUUCCAUCUUCAUCUAUGAUGAGACUAGAAGAUUUUACCUACGUCGCAACCCUGGUGGUUGGUUAGAACAAGAAACAUAUUAUUAAGAAAAAUGUUGCAUAUAGAAUAUAUAAAAUUUUUAAAUUAGUCUCAUUGAGCAGUAAUAUGAUAGCAACCAAUUUAACAUUGAAAUAUUGUUAAUUGUUGUUCAAUCAUACCAAUUUAUGGUUGCUAUUAUUUUAAAAAAAUUGUUCUGUUAAUAAAUUAAGAUUGUUUUUGAUUUAAGACAUGUUUUGGCGUUUAAAACCCAUAUUUCAGAAAUGUCAUUGCAAAUCUUGAUGAUAAAAAGGCAGGUAGUAACGAUAACAUUUUUGGGUUUUUAUUUUAUUUUGAGUUACAACUACCUUUAUACCUGAUUUGUAGAGCAGAAAAAAUGAGCAAAAAGUUCAAUGUAUUAUUGAUCACAUAAGGCAAUAAUACAAAUUUUUCCAAUUAAAUGCAACGCAUUAGUAAAUUCAUUGAAAUGCAAUUCCUAAUGCAUUGCAUGUAAAUAGACAACUCACUGCUACAAACAGUGCAUUAAAUUCUGUUUUAGGCAUUAGUUUUUGAAAUCCAUUUUCAUUUUAGAUCAUUUUUGCUAUGUGCAGUAUUCGGUCCUUAGGAUCUAAGGUAAAAAUUUAAUAUAGAUAUAAAGUCACUGUAAGAAUGUCAUUUCUGAACUUUUACUAGACCAUGUAGAAUAUAACGAGUUCAUGCUUUUGAAGAUGUGAAAUCUUAAUUAUGUUUAAAUUUAUUUUCUUCUUUUUCUCUUUUUUUUUAAAAAAAAAAGAAUCUUCAAUAAAAAAAAAAAGAAUCUUCAAUAAAAAAAAAAAUGUCGA